CGGAUGGCUUUAAAAACUACUCAAGAUAAUUCAGGUGUUUGGGAUACAGAGCGACAUGAAGAGGAACUAUUUUCCACAUUUAAUGAAAGAGAGAAAAAUAAAGAAUACGAAGACGAAGAUGAUGCAGAUUUGCGACAAACAGAACAGGCCUAUUUUGAGUCAGAGGAUAAAAUAGAUGAUACGUAUUGUGAGAUUCAAGACUUGCAUGAAGGGCAGGACAUAGAUUCAGAUGAAUCAAACUAUGAAACAGAGAAACAGCAAAAACAUUAUGAAAGCAAGGACGAAACUAACAAUCAAACACAUAAGCAAAGUAACAAUGAGCUUAAAGACAGCAGUUGUGUUGACACUCUGGAUUGUAAUGAGGAAGAAAUUAAAAAUGAGACUCCAAAAGAACCACAUAUCUUUAGCCAUGAAAAUGAAUAUCAUACACAGUCUCCUGUAGAGGAUAAAAGAAACGUGGAUGCAAGAAACAAUGGUUCGCAAAUACCAAACUUAAGCAUAUUUAAGGUCCCAUUUCCCAUUAAAGAUUUAAUUGAAAACGCAGCUAUUGAUUGGAAGCCACAUGCUGAAGCAACUGAAUAUUCUAACCGAUGUAAUGAAAGAACAGUAGAGCCUACAGAGUUUAGGAAGAUAUAUAUCGGCACACUUGAAGUACAAACAGAAAUUACCGAGGAAAGAUAUGAUUUCUCGAGUGAUGAAACAAAUUUGUCCUCUGAUAUUGACCCCGAGGAGCCAAAUCAAAAAGAAGAAAUAAAUGAGAAAUCAAUGAAGGAAGGAUUGAAAGAAACCACGUGUAGCUAUUCCUUGUUCCUGGUUUUUAUUGAUGUCUUGUUAGUGGUGUUAGGUGUGACCGCACUACUUACCUUUGAUAUGCAGAGACAUCCGUCAAAUAAUCAUCCAUCAACCAAGUUGAAGAUCUUGUCUGACUUAUAUAAAGAUGAUGUUUCUCGGUGUCUUAAGGGUCUUUACAACAAUUCAUGGCAAAAUGAUGGUUUCGUGUAUGCAGUUGGCGAUCGUGGUCGACCGACUUAUGUUCCACCAAUUCCACCAGACGAACCAGACAUACCACAACCAAAUAUAACCAGCAAUGCAACCAGAGAUGCGACACAAAAUGAAUACAACUCUUCAACAACUCCAGCACCAGAACUUGAUAUAGAUGACAUCAAUAGUCACACAUAUAUCGGUGUGCAAGAACUGAGAAUUUGCAGUCUAAAUGAUGGUAAUUCAACAAAUCAUAAUGAAGUUAGAAAUGGUGACCCUGGCGAUUUUAUCAGCCUAAGAAAUUUUCGUACUUUAAGACGUGAAAGAGACAGCUCACCAGAGUCCUUACCAAAUUUAAGAAAUGGCAGCAGUCAGUUUGAGCAAGCUGGUGUCAGUGUUACUACUUUAAAAUAUCAGGACGAUCAUUGCAAAAUAUCUGGUACAUCCAUUUUGACAUGUAAUAAUUUGCAUAUUGAGGGUACAAGUAAUAGAGAAAGACAAGUUGACCCAACAUGUUAUUACAUAGAUGGCGCUGGAAGUACUGCGAUUAUGACAAGGAAUAGAAAUAGUCAUGAUAUGAAUCAACAACAAAGUGAAGGACAAAAUGGGAAUGAAUUUGCAAAUUUUCUGUUUAACCUAACAGAGUUUGAAAGCUUUAUUCCAGCGUACUUAUCAAACAGAGAUGUUAGAGCUAGAACCUUCCGAAAUCCCCGAUAUCCCCGAUGGCCACACGAAUAUCUUUCCCCGGACGAAAUGGCGGAUGCCGGCUUGUAUUUUACAGGAACUGGAGAUAAAACUGCAUGUUUCUUCUGUCGAAAAUGCAUGGAGAAUUGGGAACCAGGUGAUAAUCCAUUAUUGGAACAUAGGAGACUUUCCCCAGGCUGCAGUUAUGUACAUGGUUUUUCGACUUAUACACCCCAGCCACAGGGGAUGUUUCCUAUUCGUGAACGAAACGGAAGGAGUGAGCUAGAAAGUGGUUCAGACACGCAACGUCUCACUAGAAACAUUACAUACAGACUACCAAACAGUGCUUCAGACCCGGCUUUACACAACAGGGUAACCACGGAUAUACAGCCACAUUUUGACGAUUCUCAAGAUGCAAGUUCAGCAAACCUAAUAGAAUCAAAUUCUUUAGGAAGAGCGCACGAUGUAUUACAUCCUCGUGAUACAGGGGGCUCACACUCGCAACUUCACAGCAUGGUUAGCUCGAGAAACAGCCUAUUUGUAGACAGGACAGUGCAAAGAACUUUAGGGUCAUCUGCAUGCGAAAAUACUUCUAGGAAGCUACAGACUUAUUCUGGGGAAAUUCAAGACGAAUCAAACUUGCCUGAAGCAUAUCCAACAAAUUUGUACGAGCUUGAUCUGUAUGAUGUUAGGAACUCAGAAUCGCAGCAUCCCAGUUAUACCGUGAGAAACAGGCGAUCUUCCUCAAGUAUAAGACAGACUGGCGAGUCCACAUAUGACAGGGCUACCAGUACACUACCUCUACGAACGAUUUCAAACAACUCAAUGCCCUCACUGUCAGCAAGAAACAUUGAGAGGAGCAGUCACCAAACAACAAGACAUACUGAACGCAUUGGUCAAAGGAAUAGAAUUGAAGAAAUACUUGAUUCCAGUUCCGGUAGAAGGUUUCUUAAUGACGGAUAUCAGAGAUCAGAUGUCGCUCGGGCUAUAGAGAUCACUCUAAGAGCCAGAACAACCGAAAGAGAGGUUGGUAAUAUCUACCAAGCAAUUAUGAUAGCGCUCAGUGUUUUACGCGCCAGGAGGAGGCGAUGUCGUUGAUAAUAAUGAUGAAAGUUUGAAGUUGUUUUAACAAAUGCAGGACAGCUAUAUAUACUUUUAUCUGUAAUUGUCCUUCGUGUUUUGUUGUUUUGCGUUUUUAACAACAUAAUAUUAAUUGUACAUACUCAUGUCCGUCAACAGGUUGAUAAAAUACUAUAUGUAAAUAAUGGAAACUAUGAAUCAGUAUAUAGGUUGAUGUAACGAUAGUUCUGAUAAGUGUGUUUUAACAAAGUAUUCAUCAAGGGGGAAUUUUGUCAACAUGGCUGUAUCUCCUUUUUAUAGAAGAAGUUCUUCAGUCAUUACAGCUAAGUGGUCAUGGAACGGUUAUUGAAUCUAAAAAAAGUUGUAGCCCAACGCUAGCGGACGAUAUCGUUAUUCUGUCGCCAAACAUUAAAUCUCUUGAACACUAGUUGAAUAUAGAGAACAAAUAUGCAUUCAGAUGGGGAUAUGAAUUCAAUGACAGUAAAUGCAAAUUAAUGCACUUUGGUAAUUCUAGCAGACAUGCGUCUAAAGAUAUAAAUAUUAAUUUCGGAAAUGAUGCCCUACGUCCGGUGGACUCGGUUACUCACGCCGGCAUUGAACUACACAAUUCGCAAAAAUGUUCAAGUGCUGUAGAAGCGCGUAUGCGAAAAUGCCGCUCAUCUCUAUUUUCUAUUCUAUCUAUCGACGAGACUCCUGGCGACGUGAAUCCCUUAGUUUUGGCAUCUUUAGUGAAAAAAGUUACAUAUUCAACUGCCUUUUACGAAGCGGAAAUAUGGAAUGAUUUGACACUGAUAUCCUUAAGCUGGAAAGGCUAUUCCUGUUAGCUGCCAAAUGCAUACAACACUUCCCAAGAAGAACUCAAACUGAUAUGACUCCAAGCAUGAUGGGAUGGUUACCUGCUAUAGCAGAAAUUGACAAAAGAAAGCUUUAUUUCCUGCAGUAACUCUGCACAAUGCCUACAACUUUAUUGACUAUCUUAAAUCCUCGUGUUUUGGAUAUAUAUGACAUACAUGAAUUUCUCCAAAAAGACUUCAUACAAAGUGCUUGUAAAUUUAUAUACGAUUGUUUAGUUUUUGAUAACUAAACCUUUUAUCUAAAUAAAGACAAGUACUUCAAAUGGCAGAAAAUAUUUUAGCGGUAUUGCCUCAUUUACAUAGCUUAUAUUUCGUUUCGGUAAGAUGUGUGAUACUAGGUUGAAUACUGAGGCAUUUUAACCAUAUAUAAUUACAUUGCAUUAUCAGUAUGAUAACUCAAAUGAAAUUUAAAUAUUAAAUAUGUAUAUAAAUGUGUUUUUGUUGUUACGCUUAAAUACUUAUUGC
This is a messenger RNA of Ruditapes philippinarum (Manila clam), 4064 nucleotides long. RefSeq lists its product as uncharacterized. The record is from RefSeq and is a predicted model, not a curated record. NCBI's taxonomy places the organism in Eukaryota, Metazoa, Mollusca, Bivalvia, Venerida, Veneridae. The transcript has 11 exons. The coding region runs from base 4 to 2763 and encodes 919 amino acids.